AUGAUGCGCACCGGCCCCGGCCUUGUCUAUGAGUGGCUACAGAAUCUUAAACUGCCUCAAUACUUGGAGGGGUUUGUGGACAAUGGAUACGAUGAUCUCGAAGUUUGUAAACAAAUUGGUGACCCCGAUCUGGACGCCAUAGGGGUCCACGUCCAGCACCACCGACAAAAAUUGCUCGACGCAGUGAAGAGGUUGAGAGAGCAGGAGAAGGAAAAAUCUCCGGGUCUUUACUUCACCCUCGAGCCCCUGAACCCCCUGUACCCCUCUUCCUGUAGACCCUCGUUGGGCACCAACAUAAUGCACAUCACAGACUGCGAGAAUGACCUCCAGGGGUCAAGGUCAUGGACAGAAUCCAACCAGGAGGAAGUUGGAAUUGGGGCUCACCAAAGAUUUCACCAAGAGUCAUCAUGUCCUAAAAAUAACAAUUUGAGUUUCACUGAUUGUAAAGAGUUGGUGACUUACCCCAAACUGAAACUGAAGCUCUUGAUCAGGGAUAAACUUGUGAAAGAUGGAAUCGACCUCAGUGAGCCGCCAUACACCCACAAGGAUGGCUCGUUGGGAACCUUUGAGGACUUGGCUCAGGAGUACUCUGACUAUUACAGCGCCUCUCUCAGUGACGUCCAAGACAGAAUGGAGGAGAUUAGGAAACGUAAGGUUGUACAAGAUGCACAAUCAGAGAUGGAAAAGGUGGACUUAGUCCCGACAUCACUGCAGCUUCGCUCUCAGAUCCAGGAGUCGCUAGGGCUGAGUUGCAGUAACACAGCGUCCACUCCCGAGACUGAGAGAAGGUUGGCCAUGCAUAAAUCAUCUGAUGAUGGAUCAGGGGGUAAAUGGGAUGAAAAAAGACAGAAAAACAAGUCUUUCUGGCAGAAUUUUCGGAAGUCGCAGAAAGGUGUCAUGCGGCAGAACUCAAAAGGCGGCGAGGACAUAGGCUUUGUGGCCAGUGACAUCACUAUGAGUGAUGAAGAGCGUAUCCAGCUGAUGAUGAUGGUGAAAGAGAAGAUGAUCAGCGUGGAGGAGGCCCUCGCAAGGCUGAAGGAGUUUGAGACCCAGAGCAGACAGACCUGCAGCACUGAUCUUACAGAAUGGCCUGAUGUUCCCAGUCUGACCUUGAAUGAGUCCUCCACCAGCAAUUUGUGUGAGCAGUCAGAUGGUGAACAGGAGGAGUCUGGGACGUUCAGACGGCUCCAUAAGCUGGUCACCUCCAGUCGCAGGGUGCGCAAGAAGCUCAUCAGGAUCGACGAGUCCAAGAGCCCUGGGUCUGAGGAAUCUCUGAGCAUGGAUGGGCCUAUCCUGGGUGAUGCCAUGUCCUCUCUGCCCCUGUACUCUGGGGUUCAGAAGAAGCAGCCUGUGUCUGGGGGGUGUCACCACAUUGACUCCCUGGCCUCCUCCCUGGCCUCCUCCCUGCACAACCAGCUGACCUAUGACCUUCAAGACUCCGACAACCUGACCACCUCCCCUUCCUCCUCCUCCUCCUUGGACACCUGCAGCAGUGCCACACAUACCCACAGUCUGGAUACAGUCUCCAGCACCAGCCAGCGGCUGUUCAGAGCCUUCAGUAAGACAGGAGGAUCCAGCCCCAGGAGCUCCAGCCCGGCCUGUAGCCCAGCCUGUAGCCCAGGGAGCCACCCGGACACUGGCCCCAGCGGUGAAGGGAGAGCGACGGGGGCCGGCGGUACUGGUUCCUCCAUGUCAGAGAUAGAGGUUGGUGGUAGAGGGGAUGGACCUAGGAUGGCCCGGUCGGUCACGGAUGGUGAGAUCAGGAGAGUACUCAGCCCACUCAGCUACCAUGGCAGAACCUGUAGCUUUGGUGGAUUUGAUCUGACCAACCGGUCCCUGCACAUGGUCAACAGUGACCCUGACCUCACUAUUAAAGAUGGGGAUGCCAGUGUGAAAGAUGUAGUCAAGUCUCCACCGACAAACCCUCAAAUCUCUUUGGGCAAGAAAGUGAAGUCGGUAAAAGAGACCAUGAGGAAGCACAUCUCCAAGAGAUACCACUGCUCUCUCCCCGAGCAGUCAAGCCCAGACGGUAUUUCCAGAGGGCCCCAGUCCCCCCACAGCCUCACAGACACAGACUAUCUGGAGAAACCCAAGCUGAAGGCUGGAGGGUCAGUGGAGAGCCUGAGGAGCUCCCUCAGCGGACAGAGCUCCAUAAGUGGUCAUACGGUGGGCACCACCGACUCCUCCAACAGCAACAGAGGGAGUGUGAAGUCUGAGGAUGGAGAGGAGGAUGAGCCUCCCUACAGAGGACCCUUCUGUGGUCGAGCCAUAGUGCACACGGACUCUACCCCCAGCCCCUACGACACUGACUCUCUCAAACUGAAGAGAGGUGAUGUCAUUGACAUCAUCGGCAAGCCUCCAAUGGGGACGUGGAUGGGCCUGCUGAACAAUAAGGUGGGGACGUUUAAGUUCAUCUACGUGGACGUUCUGGCUGAGGAAGACAAACCUAAACACCCCCGACGUAGGAGGAAGGGAGGGCAGCCCAAACCCACCUCUGUAGAGGAACUCCUGGAGCGCAUCAACCUCAAAGAGCACCUGCCUACCUUCCUGUUUAACGGCUAUGAGGACCUGGACACCUUGAAGCUUCUAGAAGAGGAGGAUCUAGAUGAGCUCAACAUCAGAGACCCUCAACACAGAGCUGUGCUGCUCACUGCUGUGGAGCUAAUUCAGGAGUACGACGGUAGCAGCGACCAGGACCAUGGCGGCCAGUCAGGGGGUUCUCAGGAGAAGCUGUUACUGGACCGUAGCGGCCUACUGGGGGACUCCCCACGAGACUCUGGCUGUUAUGAGAGCAAUGAGAACCUGGAGAAUGGUAACGACAGCCUGACUUGACUCUGACUCUCCUCUUUCACAUCUUCAUCCACCUCUUGCUGCCAUUCUCCAAACUCUUCAUCGUCUAAGGGCUGCCAUGAGUCUUCUCCAAACUCUUCAUCCUCUAAGGGCUGCCAUGAGUCUUCUCCAAACUCUUCAUCCUCUAAGGGCUGCCAUGAGUCUUCUCCAAACUCUUCAUCCUCUAAGGGCUGCCAUGAGUCUUCUCCAAACUCUUCAUCCUCUAAGGGCUGCCAUGAGUCUUCUCCAAACUCUUCAUCCUCUAAGGGCUGCCAUGAGUCUUCUACAACCUCUUCAUCCUCUAAGGGCUGCCAUGGG
This is a messenger RNA of Salvelinus namaycush (lake trout), 3147 nucleotides long. RefSeq names its product SAM and SH3 domain containing 1b (gene sash1b). NCBI's taxonomy places the organism in Eukaryota, Metazoa, Chordata, Actinopteri, Salmoniformes, Salmonidae. Gene Ontology annotation, molecular function: protein binding. The transcript is spliced from 18 exons. Bases 1 to 2832 code for a protein of 943 amino acids. The record is from RefSeq and is a predicted model, not a curated record.